Molecule: messenger RNA, 8628 nt
Organism: Drosophila melanogaster (fruit fly)
Lineage: Eukaryota; Metazoa; Arthropoda; Insecta; Diptera; Drosophilidae
Gene: teq
Product: tequila
Biological process (GO): defense response to fungus; Toll receptor ligand protein activation cascade; positive regulation of melanization defense response
Cellular component (GO): extracellular region; membrane
Molecular function (GO): hydrolase activity; serine-type endopeptidase activity; chitin binding
Source: RefSeq, marked reviewed
UCAGUCGAGCCUGGAAUUCGAACGGGAUCACAACGAAGAAUUUAAAGCGCGAGAAAAACAAUUGUGUAGUUGCUAUCAGCAUCGGUGCAUUUUAAGAAAUAUUUAAAUUCAAAUACUUAUAAAGCGGAAACGUAAAAUGAUGGCCAAGUGGCUCCUUGGCCUUUGGCUGGCGAUCCUGCUAGUGGAUCGACCCGGGGCUAAAGCUUAUCGAUCAGGCAGUGGCUACCACAGCGAGCAGUCGGAACCAGUUGGCUUAUCAGCAACAGGGAACGCACACUCGAGUUACGGAGGCGACCAGCAGCAGCCUAUUUACCAUCGGGAUUCGGCAUGCCCGCCGCAUUUUACGGGUCUGGUUGCAUAUCCCCACGACUGUCAUCGCUAUGUGAACUGCUUCGAUGGCAGCCCCACCAUUCAGACGUGUUCGCCCGGAACUCUGUUCAAUGACAGGACCCAGGUGUGCGAUCAUCCCAGCAAUGUGGUUUGCCCUUCAGCGGAAUCUGCAUCUACUCGACUGGGAAGACUUAGGCAAUUAGAUAGUGAACCCAAGUGUCAACCGGGAGUGAAUGGAUUGCAACCGCAUCCUUCGGAUUGCAGCAAGUUUCUUAACUGCGCCAAUGGUCAAGCUUUUAUUAUGGACUGCGCACCAGGAACUGCUUUUAGUCCAGCAUCACUGGUAUGUGUGCACAAGGAUUUGGCCAAAUGCGGAUCGGGAACUGGAGCAGUACGAGAUGAUACCUCCGGCACCGGCUACCCUGCGUUGCCUUUUGAUGACUUGGGCUGUCCACCCGGUACACGUGGGCUUCGUCCACAUCCGCACGACGUGCACAAGUAUUUGAGGUGCGGAAUUGGGGUUAAGCCUCAGGUGGAACAGUGUCCACGGGGCCACAUCUUCGAUGGCUCCUCUUCGGUAUGUGUGUAUUCUGACUCCCCUCGGACCUCCUCUUCCUCCUUCACGUCGGCUGAGAUUCAGGUCAACUAUCUCUUGUGUCCAGUGGGAGCCGUUGGCCAAUUUGUUCAUCCCUUUGAUCAAACAAAAUUCCUUAGUUGUAAGGAUGGUAAAUCGGCUGUGCAAAACUGCCAACCUAAUUAUGUGUUUAGCAUAUCGAGGCGCUACUGUCAGUUAAAAGCACAAUUAGCCUUUACCGACUAUGUCACAUUAAUUAUCUCCGAAAUCAGCUAUGAGUAUUCACUUAUCCUUAAUGCCUGUCCUGGUAACAUCAACGGCAUCUUCUUGUAUCCCUACGAUGCUAAAAAGUACGUUCAGUGCUCGUCUGGUGGCAGAAUGUCCAUCCUAAGUUGUGGCCCCCAGAUGGCAUUCAGUGUAUCCCAAAGAAGUUGUCUUCCAAGUCAUCAAGUGCACAUAUCUGAUCGGGUGCAGUUCUGGCAGGAAGUCCAAGUUCAGACCACUUAUACUUCUCAAGACUUACGGGGAAAUGUUCAAAGCCAGCUGUCUUCACUUAGAUCGUGUCCACCCAAUGUCCAGAAGAAUUACCCUUAUCCAUUCCAUGCUGGCCACUAUGUCAGGUGCCAAUAUGGAGCAUUAGAGAUCAUAUGCUGUCCCACUGGACAGCUUUACAGCCUCUCCCAGCGUCAAUGUGUGCCUCGUAGCCUUCUCUCUGCACAUGAUUACUUGGAUUACUCCUAUAUCAGUGCUGAACUUUCCACUGAGUUUAUGGUGGAUCGUUCGACGCUUUCUUGUCCUCCACAAGCACAGGGACUCUAUCUGCAUCCCUUCGAUUGCACCAAGUAUGUCAGGUGCUGGAAUCAGCAGACCUUCAUUGAGAGUUGUACACCGGGGGAAAUUUUCAGUUUCUCUAAUCAGAAAUGCGUACCAAAGGAGCAGUGUAAAGGACCGACAGAUCAUGUCGAAUAUUUAAUUGAAACUACAACUGUUACGACUUACGAUUCGGAUGGCCCGGAGUCCGCAAGCAGUUUGGCUAAAACCGGUGACAUUUCCUGCCCACCUGGAGCCUCUGGAAAUCAUGCCCACCCAUUCGAUUGCACAAAGUUCUUGGAAUGUUCAAAUGGGCAAACUUUUGUAAAGAAUUGUGGUCCGGGCACAGCUUUCAGUACUGCCAAACAUAUCUGCGAUCACGCCAAUCAGGUGGACUGCAGUGGAAGAAAUUCAUUGCCUGAACAAUCCCAGGUUACCCAGAAUAACAUAGCAACCAGUUACCCAACGAAACCAUUGGAUAUUCUCCCAAUAUUAAAGACAUCGCCCCCCUCUUACCCACAUGCCGAGCACCUGACAGAUCUAUUGUGCCCCUCGGGAGUGAACGGUCAAUUUGUUCACCCAUUCGACCAAACAAAGUUCCUCCUUUGCCAGGCUGGUAAAUUGGCGGUUCAAAGUUGUCAGUCUGGAUAUGUGUUCAGUAUAUCCAAGAGUAUUUGCCAGCCUAAGACACAGUUGGUUUACAGCGAUUAUGUGACUUACAAAGUCUCUGUUAUCAGCAUUGACCAAACUAUGAUACUAUCUGCCUGUCCGGAUGGCACCAACGGCCUUCAUCUUUAUCCCUACGACGCUGGAAAAUAUGUACGUUGCUCUGACGGCGGCAAGAUGAGCAUUCAAAGUUGUGAAAAUCAAAUGGCCUUUAGCUUAUCCCAGCGGGCAUGCCGGCCAAGUCGUCUGCUGUCCACUGAAGAUCGUGUAAGAUUCCGGGAGGAAUUACAGAUCCAGACCACUUAUAGCAGCCAAGAUAUUCAGAUUCAACAGUCCCCACUUAAGGAAUGCCCAUCCGUGCUUCGUGGAAACUACCCUUAUCCCUUCCAUGCGGGUCACUUUGUAAAUUGCCAAAAUGGUCAUUUACAGAUUGUGAGUUGUCCGCCAACAGCUCUAUACAGUUUAUCCCAACGCGAGUGUGUUGUCCGACAGCUCCUCUCCCCCCAUGACUAUCUGGACUAUGCCUACAUCAGUGUACAAUUAUCGACUAACAUUAUUCACGACACCACAGCGUUGUCUUGUCCCCCACAAGCCCAGGGCUAUUACCUACAUCCUUUCGAUUGCACAAAGUAUAUAGUGUGCUGGGAGAAGCAAACACAUAUAGAAAGCUGUCCGCAAGGUGAAGCAUUUAGCAUAUCCCAGCAAAAGUGUGUGGCUAGGGACAAGAUCACUCAAGCCUAUGAUCGUGUUGAGUAUUUAGAAGAUACGCAGCAUGAGUUAAGUCACGAGGAGGCUGAGGAAGAGGAGCAGACAGAACCGGAGAGUAACCUCUCCCUUGACGGAGGCAAUCAGCCGCCUGGAAAGUAUCAGGCACCUUACUAUUCAAAUGGAGGAUACCCAACGCCUUCUCAAAAUAAUGGUGGUUAUCAGACACCUUCUCAAAAUAAUGGUGGUUAUCAGGCACCUUUUCAAAAUAAUGGAGGUUACCAACCAUCCUACCAAGGCAAUGGAGGUUACACACCAACAUACCAAAACCCUUUUGAGGGUUACCACCAACCCAAUCAAUCAUCGUAUCAAACAAAUGGUGGAUACCAGCCACCCUUACCACCUCAUGGAGGUUACCAACCACCUUCUCAAACUUAUGGAGGUUUCCAACAACCUAAUCGAACAUAUGAAGAUUUUCACAAUCCUUCGCAAACUGUUGGAGGUUUCCAGCCACCCUAUUCAGUUAAAGGAGGCUACCAGCCCCACAAUCAACUUAAUGGAGGUUACAAUCAACCAAAUCAAUCAUCAUCUUUUCAAGCGAAUGGAGGUUAUCAGCCACCUUCUCAAGUGAACAGAGGAUACCAGACUUCCUUCGAAUCAAAUGGAGGUUAUCAGCCACCUUUGGAAACCAACAAAGGGCACCAGGUACCUUCUCAGAUAAAUGGAGGGUACCAACCACGUGUGGAUGGCAAUCGAGGAUACCAGCCGCCUAAUGAGUUAAACGGAGGCUAUCAGCCUCCCAAUGAGUUAAAUGGAGCCUACCCGGCACCUUCUCAGUUAAACGGAGGCUACCAGCCUCCUUUAGAAGGGAAUUUAGGUUACCGACCACUUUCUCAACAAAAUAGUGGAUAUCAGCCACCACAGCCAUCAACUGGUGGAUAUCAGCCACCUUUCCAAUCAACUGGUUCAGGCCAUUAUCCUGGGCAAGAUGCGCCCUAUGCUAUUCCAACUCCUCUGUUGUGUCCAGAAAAGAUUAGCGGCCUCUUUCCAAAUCCUUUCGACGCUACAGGCUAUCUGACCUGCAUCGAUGGUCAUACGUUACCUAGGCAAUGUCAGCCCCUCGAUGUGUUCAGUGUUUCCCAAGGCUACUGCUUGCCCGAACAGCACGUAAAUAAAACGGAUCGCGUCCCCUUUGAAAGGACUCAAACUUAUCAGGAUAAUUCUUUGGACUGUCCUAGAGAUUUUCUUGGCUUCGUUGUGUAUCCAUUCGAUUGCUCAAAGUACCUGAGCUGUGGACCGAGCGGAAUGAAAUUGUUAAAUUGCCCGGGUGAACAACACUAUAGUAUCUCUCAUGGAUUCUGUAAGCCCGUUGAUCAGGUGCAACGUGAGGAUCGUCUAUAUACGAUCAAUGAACUGCACAUCAUUUUCGAGUGGACACAGAAAAUGAUGAUAGUAGGCGCAGUCACAGCCUGCCCUGAAGGAAUAACUGGAACCCUACCACAUCCUAGGGUGCCCACCAAGUACCUGCGGUGUGGACCAGGCCAGGCGGAGAUGUACGACUGUCCGAGCCAACAGAUUUUCAGCGUUUCUCGCAGAGUGUGCGUGCUGGAUGAUAAACUCUCUAGUUAUGAUCGCACUGACUAUUUGGUUCGGGGGGUUAAUUCCGGUUGGAUGGAUCCCUCUAAUGACAACCGUCAAUCCAAGUCAUAUGAGACAUCUGGCAGGGAUCAGUUCGGCAACCGAUAUACAACCAGAACUACCACGACAACGCGGGUGAUCGGAGACCGUUGGACGGAUAUGAACAUGCAGCGACCUUCAGGUGUAGGUGUGGAACAAAAUCCGCAUCAUCAUCAUCAUGGAUACAACCCGGGUUGGUCUGGCCAGGAGACAUCCUACGUUCAGCGUGGACCUACACAAAGUACUCUAUAUGUGGAGGGAUCGCUACAGCCGAACCGUAAUUAUCCUACCAAUAAGACUCCAUUGGCCCCCAUGGCACCGACCAAUACAGGAGGUGUCUACUACGGCCAGCCCGUUGAAGACAAACAAAAUGUGCCGUCGCGUCAGAACUAUAGUCGCAGAAUUGAUUAUGGCUCGCCUGGCAAUGGAUGGAAACCUAUGCCACCACUGGAUCCAUUGGGCGGACAGCAACCAUUAAAUCUAGAUUAUUCUCCCCAUUCUCCUGGUGCCAAGGAACCCCAAUCCCAAGAUAGUUUGCCCGGACAGAAACCCAUUAACUUGGACUAUGAUGAGGAACCAAUACCUCAGUAUCUUCACAACGGACUACCGCCGUAUCCGGGAUCGCCACCACGCUUUUAUCCAGAUCAGUUACCCAGUGGCUCAAAGCCAAUUGGUAGACAGCAACCAGUUGAGUCCAGCCCUGACGCCAGUGGUUACCCAGACCAGCAAAAACCUUUGGAUCCUGACAAUGGGCUUCACGGAUCAAAAGUUCCCCCAAGGCAUAGCCCUAAUCCAGGGUAUCCUUUGUAUAAUGAAUCCAAUCUUUAUGGUGGUCUCUUACCUCCCAAACCAGAUUCACCAGUUAACACAACACCCACUCCAACUCCUAACCCUUCAUCUUCCCAGGCUCCAACUCCGCAAUUGGCUAACCGAUUGCACACAUUUCCUAUUUAUCCACCUGUGGAUAAUAAAACCUCUCUGCGAAAUCCAAUACAACCACACUAUAGUCCCUCUUAUGCAGGAAUUGCCCAUUCUAGAGACGCCCCUUGGGCCAAAGUGCCUGUGACUAGUACGACUCCAGCACAAGAUCCCGAUCCUUUCAAUCCUGAAUUGGAUGAACCUUUCUACGACGAUGUCGACUUCUUAACGACAACAGUGAGAAAUGUAUUGGUGCCUCCGCCUUUCGACCAUAAGUUUUAUAGUCCUCAGUCGACAAAUCCAAGCAUUAAUCGAAAUCAAUCUGCAUCUGGUCCCAACUCCCAAGCGGCAAUUAAAGAAGCUCUUAAGCUUAUGCUGCGUCCCUAUUUCAAUCACAGUGGGAAUGCCCAAGAGCAACUUGCUCAACAGGCUGAAUCGGCUAUAGUGUCUGUAAUUAGUAAGCCGUCAACCACUACCACCACCACACCAAGGCCAACUUCCAAGACACCUAAAACAGACCCUGACUUUGACGCCGAACUUAUUAAAGCGGGUGAACAGGAAAGCUUGGAUUCCGUUGACGACGACUAUGUUUUUCCAGAUGCCAGGGAGACGUCCCGAACCGAGCAGACCCUAGAUCCCAGUACCACAUACGCCUCGACAAACUUUCAACGGAGCACUCGCAGGGCUGAGUUAGAUCCUGACACCCUAACCGCAACUACAAUGAAAACCAAUUGGCAUGCGCCUGGUCACAGUCGUGACUACCACCGGCGUCAUCCAAAUUUACCCGAUCCGUUUACCGAGCACCAUCCCAAUUCCUCUCCCCACCAACACCACCACCACCACCGUCACCCACAUGAACAUAGUGCUGACUUCCAUAUUCGUCAUCCGGAGCUACCCAACCCAUUUCCACUAAAGAAUGAAACUCCGCAACAUCAGGAUCUCAAUGAUGACUGGGAUCUGCUACCCAAUUCCAAUGCUGAGGAAGUGACUCCCAAAUUAGCUACCCGUUCAAGCUUCAACACCCAAUGUGAUUUCGAUUGCGGCAACGGCCAAUGCCUGAAGAAGGAGGAGAUUUGCGAUGGGAAGAAAAAUUGCCCCAAUGGCAAAGAUGAGGCUAACUGCCCGCCAUCGGACUACGAGGUGCGGCUAUCAGGGGGCGAGAGUCCAAACAUGGGCCGUAUCGAAGUCAAGGCUAAUGGUCAAUGGGGAUAUGUGUGUGAUGACAAGUUCGGUUUGAAGGAUGCAGAUGUCGUUUGCCGAGAACUUGGCUUUCAGAUGGGCGCCCAAGAAGUGCGUGGUAGCUCCUUUUAUGCUCCCCCAAACCAGGAUUUUAACUACCUGAUGGAUGAGGUCGAGUGCCAUGGCAAUGAAACCAAGCUGGGUCAGUGCGCCUUCAAGGGCUGGGGUGUUCACAACUGCGGUGUUGAUGAAGUGGCUGGCGUGACCUGCAAAGUUCCGGUGAUGAAGUGUCCCAAUAACUACUGGCUGUGUCACACUUCCAAGGAAUGCAUACCACCAGCCUUUGUGUGCGACAAUACCCCAGACUGUGCGGAUAAGUCGGAUGAGUGUGCAGCCGUCUGUCAGGCUCCCGUUCAAUACCGUUUAGAGGGUGGUCGGAAUUCCAAUGAAGGACGCCUGGAGGUAAAACACCAUGGCGUAUGGGGCAGUGUUUGUGAUGAUGACUUUAAUCUCAAGUCUGCCCAAGUUGCCUGCAACUCAAUGGGCUUUUUUGGACCAGCGAAAAUCGAAAAGAACAUAUUUGGCAACAGCAAUGGACCCAUUUGGCUCGAUCAGGUAAUGUGCUUUGGAAACGAGACAAGCAUUGACCAAUGUAACCACUGGAACUGGGGCGAGCACAACUGCAAUCACACUGAAGAUGUUGCGCUGCACUGCAGCGCUGGGCCACCACCUCGCAGUCAGAGGUAUUCCCAGACUCAGAUUAAAGGUGGUAGAUCCCUGGGACGGGAAACCACACCGAAGACCUAUUCACAAAUUGGGCUGUGGGAACGGUCGAGCAAGGCAGUACAUACUCCUCGUCGAUGCGGAAUCUUCAAGGAUGACCUGACCGAUGAGUACGCCCACCGAGAGGAGCGCGUGGUUAGGGGAAAUGUGGCACAGCGGGGUCGUCACCCUUGGCAAGCUACCAUCAGAACCCGCGGACGUGGUGGUAUCUCCAGUCAUUGGUGUGGAGCUGUGGUAAUAUCCAAGCGCCAUCUCCUCACCGCCGCUCACUGUCUGUAUGGAAGUCCCAAAGGAGCUUACUUUGUGCGCGUCGGAGAUCACUACGCAAACAUAGCCGAGUCCUCCGAGGUCGAUUCGUUCAUUGAGAACUGGUAUCUACACGAGAACUUCCGCAAGGGAACACAUAUGAAUAACGAUAUUGCCCUGGUGGUGUUGAAGACUCCUCUGAAAUUUAGUGACUAUGUGCAGCCCAUUUGUUUGCCAGAUAAGAAUGCUGAGCUCGUCGAGGACCGCAAGUGCACCAUCUCCGGAUGGGGUUCUAUUAAAUCGGGAGUGUCCACUCCUGCGCAAGUUUUGGGUUCCGCCGAGCUUCCCAUUUUGGCCGAUCACGUAUGCAAGCAAUCUAAUGUGUAUGGAUCAGCCAUGUCGGAAGGCAUGUUCUGCGCCGGCUCCAUGGACGAGAGUGUGGAUGCCUGUGAAGGUGACUCAGGCGGUCCACUUGUCUGCUCCGAUGACGAUGGCGAGACUCUGUACGGGCUUAUUUCGUGGGGUCAGCACUGCGGCUUCAAGAACAGACCGGGUGUCUACGUCCGUGUGAAUCACUAUAUCGAUUGGAUCUACGAGAAAAUCAAUGAGAGCUUGCUACGCUUUUAAGGGAGCAUAUACUCACUUUACACUUUAAUAUCCACCUUCUUACAUGACUACUAAUUUAUAAGAAUUUUGUAGUGAACUUGCUAAUAAAGCAGACUUUUUUAGAACGAGCAAUU